Antechinus flavipes (yellow-footed antechinus) is the source of this 3231-nucleotide messenger RNA. RefSeq lists its product as uncharacterized. The transcript has 10 exons. The record is from RefSeq and is a predicted model, not a curated record. Gene Ontology annotation, cellular component: transcription export complex 2; nucleus; cytoplasm. NCBI's taxonomy places the organism in Eukaryota, Metazoa, Chordata, Mammalia, Dasyuromorphia, Dasyuridae. Gene Ontology annotation, biological process: mRNA export from nucleus. Bases 365 to 3151 code for a protein of 928 amino acids.
CCUGGGGUCUUGGUCUCUGCUCUGCAGGUUCCCCGCUACACUCAUCUAGCGGCCGUCCCCCUUUAGCCGAAUACCCUUGGUUUGAGGAUCCCCAGACUUUCGGGACCACAAGGCCUUGGCUUCCCUGGGACCUGGUGGCAGCGAAGGGGCGCCUUUCAGUGGGAAAAGGGCACAUCCGCAGGCCAGUGAAGAUGUCACUGGCCAGUGGCCACUUUCCUCCGGUUAUCUGAGAGUCGUUACCGCUGCCCCAAAGGCAAUCUCGGGGAUCGGGGAUCCUGGGGACUUCACCCUAUGUGAUUUCCAUCACUUGUCGUGUUCAUUGUAACUUUCGUCGAGACAGCGUCAGUCUGGGGCUUCCUUCCCCAUGCUGGGAAGGCAGGGCCUGCUCAGUCCCGGCAUGGCCAGUAGCCCCCGGAGGACCGCCUUGACAGCCUUCAUCCCCGUGGGCCAGCUGCUUUCUUCUGCUGCCCAAGGACCGCGGAGGAGCUCUUCCUUCAGCAGCUCAGAAGAAAAAUACACCAUCCUUGAGCAGAGGGACAGACUUCUUCGAGAAGAUCGAAAAAGGAUAGUGGCCCUGGACAAAGCUGAAGCUCUUACUGGUACGUGUCCAGACAUGUGUCCUGAGAAGGAGCGCUACCUGAGGGAGAUUCAGAGCCAGCUCAGCCCCUUUGAGAUGCUCCCGGGCACUGACAAGGUAGACCACACAGCAGCCAUUAAGGAAUACAGCAGGUCCUCUGGUAGCCUGGAGAAACUUCUGCCCCACGAGCUCCGGCCCUUGGCUGUGCUGAGUAUGACCAUGGAUUAUAUCGUCACCCACAUCAUGGACCAAGGAGAGAGGAACUACCAGGACUGGUACAGCUUUGUGUGGAACAGGACCCAUGGGAUAAGGAAGGACAUUAUCCACCAACACCUCCAUGACCCUCAGACGGUGUCCCUGAUGGAGAAAUGUGCUCGUUUCCAUAUCCACUGUGCCCACCACCUGUGUGAGGAGUCCAUCGCCACCUUCGAUGCUCCCAUCAACAAGGACCAGAUAACCAAAUGCCUUUUCACUCUGAAGGAGAUGUAUUUGGAUCUAGCCAGCGAGGGCACAGCCUGCAGGAGGGAAGCUGAGUUCCAAGCCUACGCCAUCUUGCUUGCCCUCAACCAAGGGGAUGUUCUCAGACAAGUGCAGCAGCUCCAGCCCCACGUCUGCAACUCCCCAGAGGUCAAGUUCGCCAUCCAAGCCUUCACGGCCUUAAACAGCAACAACUACGUGAGGUUCUUCAAACUGGUCCAGGCGGCUUCCUACCUGAAUGCCUGCCUGCUCCAUGGCUACUUCAGCCAGGCUCGGGCGAAGGCCCUGAGGGCCGUGACAGCCACUCACACAGUGAGCGCCCAGAAGACCACGGGCUUUCCUCUGGACCGGGUGAUGGCGUGGCUGCUCUUCAAUGACUCCAGGGAGGCUGUGAGCUUCAUGCACCAUUAUGGGCUGCAUGUCUCUGAGGGCUAUGUUGAACUAAAUCGGCAGGCGCUCAGGGAACCCAAGCAGCCCUUCAGGCCCAAGAGAUCCACCUUCAUUUUGGAGAAGCUGACCAUGUCCGUGGGAGAGGUGGUGAAUGGGGAGCCCCUGCCUGCUGUGCCUCAGCACAUCCCUGAGACCAGCUUCAGCCCUCGAGGCGAGUAUAUUGGAGAAAGAGCUGAGAUGAUCAUUGCCAGCUCUUGGAAAAGCACCCAUGUGGAUGUGACAGUUUCACCAUCUGGGCGAAGAACAGAAAAGAGGUUCUUGGGUCCCCAGGAGUCUGAGUCAGCAGCCUCCUCUUCCUUCCUCCCCUUCAUGGACCUGGAACUUUUCAUCAUGAAACGACGGCAUGUUUUCCCAAGACUGGGUCAAAAUGAAAAGAUAAAGGAAAACAUUCUACAUUAUGAAGAAUGGAAAAGAGGAAACAGAAGACAAAAGGAAUUUGGUUGGAAAGGAGAAAAUGAAAGUAGGAAGGAAUUUGAUGAUGGAACAUGGCUUGAAAUGCAAGAAUGGGAAGGAGAAUAUAGUGAGAGACUGAAGGGACAAAAUGGAGAAAUAUGGAAAGAUCAAGGAAAGGAAGACAGAGGUGAAUGCGAUAAACAAGGUGGAAGAAUAAAAUACGGAAGUAGCUUUGUCCAAGAAAACAGGAAACGAGAACAGGGAAAGGAAAAAGAUGGAAGAACUUGGAAUACAGAACAUAAAUAUGAGAAAAUAUGGGAAAUGCCAGAUGAGGCAACAGAAGGCAGAAUAUAUCUAAAAAGACACAUUAGGGAGAUGAAAGGAGGAAGAAAGAGGGGACAAGACUAUGAAGAAGAAUUAGAAAUAGCUAACAAGAGAAAAAUUAUAGCACAAAACCAGGGAAGGAAAACUGGAAGACAUCAGGAAAGAAGAGAAAACUUCUUAGAACAUGGGCAACUAAAUCUAGAAGAGGAAAAAGAAAACAGUUGUGAGAGACGAUCUCAAAGAGAACAAGGAAGACCAUAUAGAGGAAUACAAGGAGGAUCUGGAGACAAUGUUUGGGAAAGAAAAGAGGCAGUUACAGAGGAGGUAGAAGAAUGGUGGUGGAAUUAUAGAGAAUUUGGAAAAGGAAAAAGAAAGCAAAAGGAUAUAGAAGAGGAGAAAGAAAAACAAGAAAGACAUGACCAAAAAAGAAAAAGCAGUAGGGAUAGGGAGCACAAAUAUUACGAAGAAAAGUAUGGAGAAAAAGAAGUAAAUUGGGAAAAAGAACAGGAAGGCAAAAAAACAAGAAAAGAAGGAAAUGAAAAACGACAUAGCCACAAAAAAGGAGGCCAAAAUACUCAAUAUAUAACAAAGAAACAUGGAGAAAAGAAGAAAAGUGAAAACUGGAAAAAAGAAUAUAGAGAAAAACAAGAAAGAAAAGAUGGGAGAGGAGAGGGACAAUGUGGAGUAGAAAAAGGGGGAGAAAAUAGAGAAAGAAAAGCUGGGAAACUAAAUUUUAAAGAUAAAAAGGAGGAAAGACAUGUUAGAGAAGAAGACAGAGAAAAUGAUCAGGACCAGCAUUGGAAUAAAAAAGAUAGAGGAGAAAAAGGGGAAAAUGAAUGUGAACACAAAAAAAAUAGAAAACUGAAAAGAGAAAAUUAUAAGCACAUAAACAUUGCAGGGAAAGAAAAGAGGCAGUUACAGAGGAGGUAGAAGAAUGGUGGUGGAAUUAUAGAGAAUUUGGAAAAGGAAAAAGAAAGCAAAAGGAUAUAGAAGAGGAGAAAGAAAAACAA